AUGGAUAUCAGGCUGAUGGUGUUGAGCAUUAUACUUGUUGCAGUGAGUGGGCGCCUGCACAAGAGACUUUGCCCGAUGUCCCGUUAUUUAUCUGUUGCCUCCUCUGACUUAACAACGCUGAAACAACUGCAACACGACCAGGAGAAGAACAUGUCCACCAAUGCAAUGAGAUGCUACAGAAGAAUGCUGAGACACAAACCAUCUGUAUGUGACCUCACGCAGAGGGAUCGUCUUAUCCUGACCUUGGAGCGUGUGUCGCUAACUGUUGACGUUCUAACCAAUAUGUCUGUGUCUGCUCAGCCUGAUACUAUAAAGCAGUCUCUUAUGGUAUUCCUCAAACUGAGGGAUGAUCUAAAGGUGUGUAGAGGAUCUCCAGAAUACAGUGAGCCCACCUCACCGGAGCUGAAGCUGUGGCUGCAUCACCUCCAGCGUUUUAAGGAGACGGCAUCUCCUGAUUGUGUCCAAGAGGCUGUGAUACUUAGUCUCAUCCCUCUGAGAGUGGAAGAUGUGACAUGUUGGGCACUCAACCAGUAA
Molecule: messenger RNA, 534 nt
Organism: Nanorana parkeri
Lineage: Eukaryota; Metazoa; Chordata; Amphibia; Anura; Dicroglossidae
Product: interferon lambda-3-like
Exons: 1
Coding region: 1-534 (177 amino acids)
Biological process (GO): defense response to virus; cell surface receptor signaling pathway via JAK-STAT; positive regulation of immune response
Molecular function (GO): cytokine activity
Source: RefSeq, a predicted model, not a curated record